AUGACGAUCGUUUCUAGAGGAGUUGUUGCCUUACUGGCAGGAACAGCUGCGGCACAGUACUUCCCGCCCAUACCCGAGGGACUAAAGGUGGUUGAAUCUAAGCAUAAGGGAGUGAAAAUUUCAUAUAAAGAGGCUCAUACUGAUCACAUUUUGCAGCCUGGGAUUUGUGAAACAACGCCCGGGGUGAAGUCUUAUUCAGGAUACGUUCAUCUACCUCCAGGCUCUCUGGACGAUGUACAUGUCAAUCAAGACUACCCGAUUAAUACGUUCUUCUGGUUCUUUGAGGCUCGCCAUAACCCAAAGAAUGCUCCCCUAUCCAUCUGGAUGAAUGGAGGCCCUGGCAGUUCCUCUAUGAUCGGCCUUAUGCAGGAGAACGGUCCCUGCAUAGUGAAUGAAGAUUCGAAUUCUACUGAACUGAACCCCUGGUCCUGGAACAACUAUGUCAACAUGCUGUACAUUGACCAACCUAAUCAAGUUGGUUUCAGCUAUGAUGUCCCCACAAAUGGUACCUUCGACCAGGUUUCCGGUGCCUGGAACCUGUCGCAGUGGACUCAUGGAGUGCCGACCCAGAACAACACUUUUUACGUCGGCACGACGGCCAGUCAAAAGAAGUCGGCUUCCGCCAACAGUACUGAAAAUUCUGCACGAUCUCUCUGGCACUUUGCACAGACCUGGUUUACCGAGUUUCCACAUUACAAGCCGCAUGAUGACCGGGUCAGCAUCUGGACUGAAUCCUACGGCGGUCGCUAUGGUCCGUCUUUUACUGCAUUUUUCCAAGAACAGAAUGAGAAAAUUCAGAAUGGCACCAUCAAUACCCCAGGAGAGUCGCAUUACAUUCAUCUUGAUACAUUGGGCAUCAUCAACGGCUGUAUUGACCUCCUGGCUCAGGAGCCGACGUACCCUGUGAUGGCAUACAAUAAUACAUAUGGUAUUAAGACCAUUAAUGAAACCGUCUACAAAAAUGCCAUGGACGCAUGGAGCCGGCCCGGUGGAUGCAAAGAUCUCAUCACAAACUGCCGCGCACUGGCCGCAGAAGGUGACCCUCAGAUGUAUGGCCACAACUCAACCGUCAAUAAAGCAUGCCACAAGGCCGAUCAAUUUUGCUCCAACAACGUUGAGGGCGCAUAUGUGGAAUUCUCAGACCGCGGCUACUACGAUAUUACACACAAGAACCCAGAUCCAUUCCCACCAUCGUACUUCCUAGGCUGGUUGAACCAACACUGGGUGCAAGGCGCCCUCGGCGUUCCCAUCAACUUUACCGAGUCAAGCGACGGCGUAUACAAUGCCUUUUCAUCUACCGGUGACUAUCCACGCUCCGAUGUGCACGGCUACCUCGAUGACCUCGCAUACGUGCUCGAUGCUGGUAUCAAGGUUGCGCUCGUCUACGGAGACCGCGACUAUGCCUGUAAUUGGAUUGGUGGCGAGGAUGCCAGCUUGCUAGUGAACCAUGCUCAUGCGGAUGCCUUCCGGUCUGCUGGAUAUACGCCGCUUCACACGAACUCCUCGUAUAUUGGCGGCCAGGUUCGUCAACAUGGCAACUUCUCGUUCACUCGUGUUUAUGAUGCAGGCCAUGAGGUUCCGGCGUAUCAGCCUGAGACCGCAUACGAGAUCUUCUACCGAUCGCUCUUCAACCGUGAUUUGGCGACAGGCAAGAUUAACACAGCGCGCAAUGCGUCCUAUGGUACGCAUGGGCCUGCAUCUACCUGGAACAUAAAGAAUAAGGUACCAAAGAGCCCCGAGCCCGUCUGCUAUAUUCUUGCUCUCGGAUCAACCUGCACCGAUGAUCAGAUUGCAAGUGUGUUGAAUGGCACUGCUAUCAUUCAGGAUUACAUCGUUUUGGAUGAGAAAUCGAAAUAG
Messenger RNA from Penicillium soppii, 1857 nucleotides. It is a transcript of the gene cp1, whose product is annotated as putative carboxypeptidase S1. Lineage: Eukaryota; Fungi; Ascomycota; Eurotiomycetes; Eurotiales; Aspergillaceae. Bases 1 to 1857 code for a protein of 618 amino acids. The record is from RefSeq and is a predicted model, not a curated record. Gene Ontology annotation, cellular component: fungal-type vacuole. Gene Ontology annotation, molecular function: serine-type carboxypeptidase activity. The transcript has 2 exons. Gene Ontology annotation, biological process: proteolysis.